This is a messenger RNA of Brassica oleracea var. oleracea, 1031 nucleotides long. RefSeq names its product agamous-like MADS-box protein AGL1. Gene Ontology annotation, molecular function: protein dimerization activity; RNA polymerase II cis-regulatory region sequence-specific DNA binding; DNA-binding transcription factor activity, RNA polymerase II-specific. The transcript is spliced from 8 exons. NCBI's taxonomy places the organism in Eukaryota, Viridiplantae, Streptophyta, Magnoliopsida, Brassicales, Brassicaceae. The record is from RefSeq and is a predicted model, not a curated record. Bases 137 to 886 code for a protein of 249 amino acids. Gene Ontology annotation, cellular component: nucleus. Gene Ontology annotation, biological process: positive regulation of transcription by RNA polymerase II.
UCUGCAAGUGGGGUCAAAAUACCUUCAGAGAAAUAUUCUUUCAAGUGAAACUCGUAAACCAAAAAAAAAUUUACACAAAGAAAGAGAGAUAUUUUUCAAGAACAUUAUUAUUACGAAAGCAGAACCAAGACAAGCAAUGGAUGAAAGUGGGAGUAGUCACGAUGCAGAGAGUAGCAAGAAGAUAGGUAGAGGGAAGAUAGAGAUAAAGAGGAUAGAGAACACAACAAAUCGUCAAGUAACCUUCUGCAAACGACGCAAUGGUCUUCUCAAGAAAGCUUAUGAGCUCUCUGUCUUGUGUGAUGCUGAAGUUGCCCUCGUUAUCUUCUCCACUCGUGGCCGUCUCUAUGAAUACGCCAGCAACAGUGUGAAGGGUACAAUUGAAAGGUAUAAGAAAGCUUGUUCCGAUGCCGUUAACCCUCCUACUGUCACCGAAGCUAAUACUCAGUACUAUCAGCAAGAAGCCUCUAAGCUUCGGAGGCAGAUUCGGGACAUUCAGAAUUCGAACAGGCAUAUUGUUGGGGAAUCACUUGGCUCCUUGAACUUCAAGGAACUCAAAAACCUAGAAGGACGGCUUGAAAAAGGAAUCAGCCGCGUCCGAUCCAAGAAGAGUGAACUUUUAGUGGCAGAGAUAGAGUAUAUGCAGAAGAGGAAAAUGGAGUUGCAGCACGAUAACAUGUACCUAAGAGCUAAGAUAGAACAAGGCGCGAGAUUGAAUCCGGAACAGCAUGGAUCGGGUGUAAUACAAGGGACGGCGGUUUAUGAUUCCGGUCUGUCUUCUUCUCCUGAUCAGUCGCAGCAUUAUAACCGGAACUAUAUUCCGGUUAACCUUCUUGAACCGAAUCAACAAUUCUCCGGUCAAGACCAACCUCCUCUUCAACUUGUUUAAGCUUUAAUCAUGAUUAAAACUUCUUUCUCCCCCUCCCCCUCCAAACGUUUUUCAGAGAGAGAGACAAAGAGUAAAUUAUAUUUAUGCGACAUUCUUAUUCAUAGUUAAGGUUCCAAUAAUAAUAAAAACAAAACUCUUGUUCCUA